GGCCUUGAUAAUACCUAGUCGCCCCAAAAUAAUAAUCACAUGAAAUCGAUUUCCUCUCUCGCUGUUACAUCGCGGAUGUGCGGUGUCUUCGUGAACAGCAGCGCGGCGUGGGGCACAUACGGUGAGAAGGAGUGGUCUGAUAUGAUGACCCUGCUGGACAAGCAACCGGCGCAUUUGCGAUUAAUGGGGGUUGACUCAGAGUGGUUCCGCAACUCUCCUUUGGCUGUUGUGCAGCUUGCCACAUCUAGCCACUGCUUUGUAUUGCACCUCAGUUACUUUACUGAUCGCCGCCUACCCAAUUCUGUAAAAGAAGCACUCAGCGACCCUUCGAUAAUCAAAUGCGGCGUUGGUGUCAGCGGGGACGUGACACGCCUUCAAAAGGAACAGAAUCUAAUCGUGCAAAGCGUGCUCGACGUGGCACACUACAGCGUCGCUCUUGGUCUGCACGACGCGCGUCAAGUGAACCUCAAAGUACUUGCCGCCAGUGUGGCAAAUCUGCAUAUCGAGAAAAACAAGUUCAUCACUCGAAGCAACUGGGAGCUUUCACUUGUACCAAGUCAAAUCAACUACGCCGCAGAAGAUGCACUUGCCUCUUUUCUUGUAGGCGAGGCAAUUAUGCGCAAAGCGUACGAGGUGAACCACAUGGAUCAUCCCAACUUCAGCAUCUCCGCGUGGCUAACGAGCAGCACGAGCAUUGCAGCGCAGGUUUUCAAGCGGAAACAGCGGGAGAAAGCAAAAGAGGCACAUGAUCUACUGAAAAAGGAGGCGCGCGUGGCGACCACAGAUCACAAUAGUACUACACUUGCAGCUCAGCUGGGUAACGGGGCAAGAGUAGCAGUUUUGGACAAAACAGGCAACUUUCUUUUUGAGUGCUCCCCAGGAAGAGCGAAAUUCUACGUGAUGGAGAAGGGACUUGCUAGGAUUACAAAGCACGUGAACGGCAAUUCGCGCAAGGCGACGGAGAUCCAGUUCCUAUUCGACCCAAAAGUGAAAACUCGCCUUUGUAUGUACAACUCACUUGGCGCCUGUGAGUUGCAGGACCACUGUCCUUUUGCGCACGGGAUUGACGAGCUUCAGCCUGAGGCGAGAGCUAUGUUAACCUCCUCAGAGCCGAGCUGUGCCUGCUGCCUCGGGACCAAGGGACUGCUUCGACACGCGAUAACGCCGCCGUCUUUUCGCAAGUACCUUCCACUGCCUUACAAGAUCCCGAGAGACGAUGACUAUGUACCACUUUGUGGUCAGUGUAACUCCGUCUUGAGGCACUACUAUGAUGAAGAAAUGAAGAAAUGUUAUGAGGAAGCCGCUUUGUCAAGCAAAGAUUCACUGAACAUCAACGCGGUGGCCAAGUGCAUUGCGUACGCGCGUCUGCUGUCCGACGAGGUAAAGCUACAGAAGAUACCCGAGCAUCGCCAAGAGGAGCUUAAGAAUUAUAUUUGUGAGCACUGGGAAAAGACUUACUUCCGGGAUUUCCACCCUGAUUUUGUCAUUGGCGACCCACUGGAGCUCAGCUCCGAGUUUUUGAAACGGCUUGAACGAAUCGUGCCAGGGGAUGUGCGAUCGAAGUGGAGCAUGAGCAUUUUAAUAGGCGACGAUGUAGAGAAGGCUAAAGCGUUUACCCAGCGAUGGCACGGCUACUGCUUUCAGGUAUGCGGCAUGGUUGAGAAAGAAAGUAAUCGUAUGAGUUUCGAGGAUUGGAAGGCGUACCGCGCGCGUAGUGGCUUGUCACAAGAAGAUGGUUCUGAACUCGUCACUGAAACAGACACUGUUCAUGAAUUUGAAGCUUAA
Molecule: messenger RNA, 1785 nt
Organism: Leptomonas pyrrhocoris
Lineage: Eukaryota; Euglenozoa; Kinetoplastea; Trypanosomatida; Trypanosomatidae
Exons: 1
Coding region: 76-1785 (569 amino acids)
Biological process (GO): nucleobase-containing compound metabolic process
Molecular function (GO): metal ion binding; 3'-5' exonuclease activity; nucleic acid binding
Source: RefSeq, a predicted model, not a curated record